Messenger RNA from Alternaria conjuncta, 1302 nucleotides. RefSeq lists its product as uncharacterized. The record is from RefSeq and is a predicted model, not a curated record. Gene Ontology annotation, molecular function: methyltransferase activity; nucleic acid binding. Gene Ontology annotation, biological process: methylation. The transcript is spliced from 2 exons. Gene Ontology annotation, cellular component: mitochondrion. NCBI's taxonomy places the organism in Eukaryota, Fungi, Ascomycota, Dothideomycetes, Pleosporales, Pleosporaceae. Bases 1 to 1302 code for a protein of 433 amino acids.
AUGCCACGGAUCCCAACGUCGCUCAUCCGCAAGGCGCGCGCAAUCGAUCCCUACCUGCCUGCUCUUCUUGGGCCCUGUCGCGAACUGCAGGCCGCCCAGAACGAGCUGCGAUGGCUCCGCGAACAUGUCGACAAAGUCGCGAAAGCGCGUCGCGCCAAAGGAGACACGAUAGCCAAGGCUUCUCUACUGCAACAAUUAGUCAAGGAUAGAGCCGCCGGGAAGCCAUUGCAGUAUCUGCUGGGCACAGAGUACUUUGGCGACCUGGAAAUUCGCUCCGGUCUCCUACGACAUGCAAAAGAACUCCCCUCCGAAGUACGCGUACUCGACCUCUGCACCGGCACCGGCUGCAUACCCCUCCUCUUCCACCACGAAUUGUCUUCCGCCUCCGACAAAGUAGACCUGCGUCUUCUUGGUGUCGACAUCUCCGACAAAGCCCUUGAUCUCGCGAGAUACAAUCUCCAAAAGCUACGCAAGACGCGACAGCUCCAAGACACUGGGAAAGUCGACUUCAUACAGGCGGACGUCUUGAUCAAUCCCUUUGACGACCAGACUGAAGGCGUCUUGUCGCUGACGGCAGCGCUCAAUUGGGCGGGGCAACCGUCCUUUUGGGACAUUAUCAUCUCCAACCCACCGUACAUCUCGCCAGCUGCCUUCUGGUACACCACAACGCGCUCAGUACGCGGUUUCGAGCCAAAGCUCGCGCUGGUGCCUCCACGGAGGAUCAAGCAGACGGAUAAAGAGCAAGGCGAUCGCUUCUAUCCGCGCCUGCUCCAGAUCGCCAGAGACGUAGAAGCCAAAGUCGUCCUGUUCGAGGUCGCAGACAUGGAGCAGGCGCUUCGCGUGGCGCAGAACGCACGAAAUCUAGACAUCUUCGACGGCGUUGAGAUAUGGCGGGAACAACCCGAUGCCACCGGAGACAAUGCGACCGAGGAUGGGUUCGAAGUUGUUGGACAAGGCAACGCCCGAUCCGUACUCUGCUGGCGUGGCCGUGGUACAUCCUGGCUUGGCAAGCCUGCGCCGCCAUCUUCACCACGCGACGAUGCAGAUCGUCUCUUCCGAAGCGCACACACCAAGACGAAAGAUGCAGAAGAAAAGGUUGCAGAAGUUACUGAGAAGCAGCGAUUGGAACCGCAUUUUGACUUGAGCUACUUCACUGAUACGAAGUACACUGAGAUUCCCCUCCGUCGACAGCCUAAUUGUCGGAUGCCUAACGAUGAUGAAUUGCGAGAGGAGGCAAGUAAAAGAGCUGUUUCUUCGAUCAAGAGAGCGAUAUCUGAACAAGCGAAAGACAAGGACAGGUAA